Messenger RNA from Halteromyces radiatus, 1316 nucleotides. RefSeq names its product mitochondrial carrier domain-containing protein. Gene Ontology annotation, biological process: glycine import into mitochondrion. Gene Ontology annotation, molecular function: glycine transmembrane transporter activity. The transcript is spliced from 8 exons. The record is from RefSeq and is a predicted model, not a curated record. Lineage: Eukaryota; Fungi; Mucoromycota; Mucoromycetes; Mucorales; Cunninghamellaceae. Bases 263 to 1237 code for a protein of 324 amino acids. Gene Ontology annotation, cellular component: mitochondrial inner membrane; mitochondrion.
UUUUUAAAUUGAACUUGUGAUGACUAUCUAUAAAGACUAAUAAGAAAACAAUGUCUUUAUAACAAUUUAUAAACGAUAACUUUAUACUUGAACAAUAUGGAAAAAAAAUACAGCACUAAACAAUUGAAGACAAAAACAUAGUAAAGAACCCAAAAAAAAAGAGUGCUCAAACAAAAUGAUAUAAUAUAUCAAAAUUGAAGUAUUAUUUUAUUCGUAUUGUCGACUUCUAUUUGCUUCUCCGCUCAAACAGUCAAUACCCUUCAUGACAAAAAGUGAUAAAAAUACUCCUCCAGUGCUUCAUUUAUCUGGUGGAGCUAUAUCAGGAAUGGUGGCAUGUCUUACAUUACAACCUCUCGAUCUUAUCAAAACUCGUUUACAACAACAACGACAGGAUCACCUUGCUUUUUUACGUGAAGCCAAACUGAAAGGUUUACUUGUAUCUCCUCAGAAAAGUACCAUGUAUUCUACUAUACGUGACAUUGUCAGCAAUAAUGGAAUAACAGGACUUUGGCGUGGAACAGUACCGACGAUCUUGAGAAAUGUACCAGGGUCAGCCAUGUACUUUUUUGCUUUGUCAGAAAUUCGGAACAUACUUGCCAAAACAAGACAUACUUGGCAACCAUGGUUAUCUAUCAAACAUUCAUCAACACUUGAACAAAAACAAUGGGAAAAUCUUGUAUCUGGUAUGUCUGCUCGUGGUGCUGUUGGAUAUGUAAUGAUGCCAAUCACUGUGGUCAAAGUACGAUAUGAAAGCAACUUUUAUAAUUACAAAUCUAUGACAGAAGCAUUUACAUCUAUUGUCAAGCAUGAUGGUAUGCGAGGUCUAUUUGCUGGUUAUGGUGCAACUUUUAUUCGAGAUGCUCCUUUUGCUGGUAUAUAUCUCUUUUUUUAUGAAAAUUGUAAGAAAAGAACUCAUGGAUGGAUGGAACUACAUGAUUACAAAAUGGCCAAUGCUGUCAUCAAUUUAGGAUCAGGAGUUAUUGCUGGUAUGACAGCUACCGUGAUCACACAACCUUUCGAUAUGCUCAAAACUCGAAUGCAAUUGAAACCUACCAUUUACAAAAACCUCAUACAAGCAGCUACAAAAGUGCUAAAGGAGGAAGGUGUCAUGGGUUUCUUUGAUGGCAUGAGUGUGCGACUGAUAAGGAAACCUCUUAACUCGGCAAUCGCAUGGACUAUUUAUGAAGAAAUUCUUCGAUGGUAUACCCGACAACAAUCUUUGGAAAAUCAUUUAUAGACUUCAUACUUUAUUUUUAUUUUUAUUUUUUCUUGUACAUACUCAUUAGUUCAAUAAACUCUUUAUUUUUUCCCAACUA